Aspergillus clavatus NRRL 1 is the source of this 2382-nucleotide messenger RNA. RefSeq lists its product as uncharacterized. Bases 1 to 2382 code for a protein of 793 amino acids. The transcript is spliced from 3 exons. The record is from RefSeq and is a predicted model, not a curated record. Lineage: Eukaryota; Fungi; Ascomycota; Eurotiomycetes; Eurotiales; Aspergillaceae.
AUGUCCGCCACGACGUACGCACGCACCUGCGUCGAACAGCUCAAUUCCGUCCUCAGCGAUGAGUCUCGGGGCCCGGCUCCUCACCCUUGCUUAGCGUAUGCUGCGUCUUCGCAGAUCUUCGUCACAGUCACUAAACUGGCAUUGUCGUCCCAUGAUGACGGCAUGGUGCGUUGCUCGGCGAUCUUCUUCAACACCCUGAUCGAUUCCGAAGUGGAUGGGGUCGUCGACAACCGGCUCUUCGCACGGGCUCUCGUGGACCUGGUCCGGCGGGCUGAUAAGCAUACUGAAGAGGUGGAAGGCAGGUUGGUGGAGCUCUUGUUCGGCGUGGCCAACAACAUCCGUCUACAGCCUGCUAUUCUUCCGGCCUGGUUUGCACCGCGUUCCGACGAUCAAGAUAAGGACAGACAGACUAUUACGGGGAUGGAGUUUGCCGGCGCGACCAGGAUGAAUGAUUUUCCUCUGUUCUACCUGCUGGUGGAAUAUGUACAUCAUGGGGGGCGUGCGGGCGACUUUGCUCGCACGGGGCUUCUCUACCUGAUUGAAACGGCCUCCAGAUCUAAGAUUCUGGAGAGAUGGCUGAUUGAAAGUGAUCUGGCGACGCUGAUGGCGACAGGGCUGGGCGCGUUGUACAGUCAGUUGGGAAGCUUGUCCUUCGAUCCCAUUGCAGAGGAGGCUCUCCCACAUAUUGUGGCGUUAUCAGAUCAUGCGAAGUACGAAACCGCUCUUCCUCCUCGCUUGGGUGUGAGCAUGGAUUCGUUUAUGUCGUACCUCUUGUUCUGGCAGGAUACCGUCGACCAUUGCAAAUCUGCCGAAGUAAAUGCUACAUUGCUAGAUCAUUUCCAGAUUUUGUUUCUGGAGCAACUUCUGUACCCCUCGUUGCUGGAAUCGUCUGAUGUGGAAGGCGGCUCGACCGCGGCGGUGCUCACCUACCUCUAUCGCAUCUUAGAAUCAAUAGACCAGCAUGAUCUGGUCCAUCGCAUCCUUCAUUUUCUGCUCGCCUCUCCCUCCGAUACGCCGCCCAGAUCGCCGAAUAUGUCAAACAGCCGACGGAAGUCCCUCGAUGUUUUAGCUGCGUUCUCGGAGGAGGCCGCUCGGCCCUCGCCUUCGCUUUUCAAUUUGAAGGAUCUGGCUCUCCUUGGCCUUCAAUCGACCAAUCGCCAGACUGUGUUGGCCACGCUCCGAUUGUUGACCGUCGUCUUGCAGCGCCAUCACUCCUUUGCUCGCUCAUUGGUCCAGACCGUUCCCGGCCAACCAGGUCAGCCGCGGACUGUUGGCGCACUCAAUGCUGAGCUCGAACAGCUUCUCGGACUGGCGACAACUAUCGUUGACGACCCUACGCUAAAUGAAUCUUUCGAGAACUACCUCAAGGACGCCUCGUGGGUUCUGGAGGCGCGUCUUGGUCUUCUACCCGCCGAGGAACAUCUGUCCGAACAGUAUCCUCUGCAGCUUCGGGAAGACGAUGCUAUCGUGCGGGGGCUACUUCACCUCCUCGGAACAUUUUUUACCAAUAGUGUCAUUGUGAACUUGGCGUUGACGGAGGUCUUCACCAGCAUCGCAACGUCGCACCUUAUUUCCCUUGACGGCUGGAUUCUGGUUGAUCCGUCCAAGUAUGAAUACAGUGCCGCAAAUCCCGCCACUAGUGAUCAGCACACUGCGGCACUUGAUCUCUUUGAGCAGAUCCAACUAGCCUAUCGUGCGCCGACUUGGUCGAGUACAGACACCCCAUCGCUUACACGAGUCCUACAGAGUCUGGUGGAACAGGUCCGGCAGUGGCGUGAGGACGUAUCCGAUUUUGACAUCUUGAUCGCGGCCCGACGCGACUUACUUCACCAAGAAGAGGACCCUAGACGGCCGUCAAUCCGCUCGCGACACGCCUCACGGCCCCCGACCCGCUCACCUUCUGCAAAGCCCCCUGCACGCAAGGGGCCGCUGGACUCGGAAUAUGGGUCUCCUCGAGGACGAUCGACGCGGCCGUUCGACGUGCAAAGCGCCACAUCAACGCUUCAGCGCAACGCAGUUGGAUUGUCCAUGCGCGAUCCCUCCGUCUUUUCGACCAAGAGUCGCGAAUCCUCCGUGGCACGGGCGUCGGCCGCAGACGCGUUGCGCAAGCGACUCGCCGAACCGUUCCCCGGGAACCCCUGCGGCGAGGGGGCUGCGCCCAAGAAGGCGCAGAAUCCGGCCGAGGACAUUCAAGUCAAGAGCCCAGGCGAUGUAUUGGCGGGACCAUCCGAGUCCGCAACGCUGGGACACGUCCUGACCAACGUGGUCAUCUUGUACGAGUUUCUGCUGGAACUAUCUGCGAUCGCACAAGCACGAGGGACCCUAUACGAAGAGGCAGGCUACCCAGGCGUCGAGGCGGUGCAGCAGGCUGAUUCCAGCUGA